GAGGCGAGGCCGCAUCGAUGCAACGAUCGCGUCGAGGACGUCGUCGAAGCGCUCUUCACGGGGAACCGGCUCAUCACCGUCCCGGCGGCGUUCAGGGUGGCGUACCGGUGCGUGACGUCGAAGCCGGGGGAGGAGCCGGAGGAGCCAUACCUGUUCUUAGACCUUCCCGCGCCGGUGAGGAAG
Micromonas pusilla CCMP1545 is the source of this 183-nucleotide messenger RNA. RefSeq lists its product as uncharacterized. The annotation marks the transcript as partial. Lineage: Eukaryota; Viridiplantae; Chlorophyta; Mamiellophyceae; Mamiellales; Mamiellaceae. The transcript has a single exon. The record is from RefSeq and is a predicted model, not a curated record.